CCGCUGUUAGCAUAGCUAACGGGCUAACGGUUAUGUCCGCUGACCAGCGGCUGCCAGCUGGAGUAGAAGCUGCCGCUUCUUUUGCCUUAUUAGCCAGCCGAACAUUAGAAUUGUGGUUGAAUAAAUUUGAGGCAGAUAAAAUUUUAUUUUUAUCGCAAUUUUUAUGUCUGCGUUGGAUAUUAAAAUAAUCGCAGAAUGGGAAUGUGCUUGCCGUGCCUUGGUGGAGCAGCGGACGACGUUGUUGUCACCCCGGAUCCAGAGACAAGGAGGAGGCAGUUAGCAGAAGCUGCUGAGAAAAGACAAAAAGAGACAGCAUACAGGGGGGUCAAAAAUCCAGAUGCAGUUGAAAGGAAAAGGAAGAAACAAGAAGAAGUCGAGAAGCAGACAAUGACCACCUCUGUAUCCGGUGGUGGCGGUGGAUUAAAGUGGCAGGUUGGAUGAAACCCAGAAGGCGAAGUAAGACCUGGAAAGUUGGAAUCCACAUGGAGUCAGUCUGCUGGAUUACUUGAAGAAGAAAAAAAAGUUGAAUAUGCUGCCCAGUUAAACUCACACUGCUUUUUUUUUCUUUUUAAUGACAUGUCAUCACUAUUUAAUACAGACGUUGGUUCAGAGAAAUGGAGCCUUUCCUGUCAAAUUAUGUCUGACAGUUUUGGACAUUUGGACAGGUCAAAGUUUAGGUUCCAGCUUCUUGGUCGCUGAAAAUCCUAAGGAAGUGUAAUAGUAUCCGUUUUGCUGAACUUGGUCGGCUGAUGGCCGUUGCCUUUUUUAUUGGAAGGCUGGUUUCUUUGAGGUUUUACUUUUUUUGCACCGUUUUGUGUUUGUUGCAGGAGAGCAACCCCCUUUUUUUCCCCUUCCAAACCAUCUGUCCUGAUGAUACAAUUGCGUUGCCACUUUGGUUAUUCCACUCAGCAAACUUUCAGCCUUUAUUUAAUAAUAAAGUUUGAUGUUAAACAGCGGUGAAUAUUUUCCAGAGCAGGGCGAGCGUUCAUGACCCUGGUGCAUGCAACCUCUACAGCACUUUAUAAAUCAGUCCCGCUUCAUUGUACUGCUUGACUUUAUUCAUUUGAAUUUAACUGUAAAACACUAAAUAUUUAUUUGGUUUGAUUUAAAGAGUUUUUCCCUUUAUUGUAUGAUUUGCCACAACUCCUAACUUAUUACUAACUUAUUCUCUCUGCUGUGUGUGGCGGUUUUCCGAAGCAGCAGCUGUGCUUUCCUAUUCUCACACAAUGUGCCCGAUUACAACUUUAGUGACAAAUGUUCUUUGAAGUGCUUAACUGAGACUUUUAUCCUGCAGCUCCUUCAAAGCUUCUGGUGCUCUAGUCAUUUUGUAGGACAGAGAAUAUGGCCAAUAAUACUUGCUACAGUUAAUAAAGCACAUUUCUGCUA
This is a messenger RNA of Cyprinodon tularosa, 1386 nucleotides long. Its product is annotated as small VCP interacting protein. Bases 196 to 441 code for a protein of 81 amino acids. The record is from RefSeq and is a predicted model, not a curated record. The transcript is spliced from 4 exons. Lineage: Eukaryota; Metazoa; Chordata; Actinopteri; Cyprinodontiformes; Cyprinodontidae. Gene Ontology annotation, cellular component: endoplasmic reticulum membrane. Gene Ontology annotation, biological process: negative regulation of retrograde protein transport, ER to cytosol; positive regulation of autophagy; negative regulation of VCP-NPL4-UFD1 AAA ATPase complex assembly.